GCCGGGGGGCAUUAGCCAUCCAGUCCUCUCCCUUUCUUUUCCAGCCAUCAUACUCAAGCAGCCAGCUUAGAAGCAGACAGAGGUUAGAGAGAGAGAGGAUGGGCAACAUGGCAGCGUGCUUGGACCAACAGAGAACCACCACGGCUGUGCCGGCCGUGAGCAGCCCCAAGCAGGGGCGGCUCAUCUCCCUCAAGGUCCUCAUGAAGGCCAUCCGCGGGAUGAAGACGAAGAGGGCCGGCGGCGGCAGCGGCAGGGCCAAGAUAGAUGGCAAAUCGCUGUCGUCGUCGUCGUCGUUGUCGUCAACAACGGCAGCAGCAGCAGCAGAAGAUGGAUCAAAAGGAGGAGGAUGGGUGGAGGAGAAGAGCAAGGUGGCGGUCUCCAACAACCCCAAGGGCGCCGUGCUGCGGUCGAGGCUCCACGGCCGGGGCGGCGGCCUCAUCAGGAAGGGUGCCGUGCGGGUGAAGGUGGUGCUGACCAAGGAGGAGGCCGCGCGGCUGCUGUCGCUCACCGUCGGCGGCCACAAGACCGCCGCCGCGCAGAUCGUGGCCGAGAUCAAGAGGAUGGAGGCCCGCCGCGCCGCCAAUGCCGCCGCCGCCGCGUGGCGCCCGGCGCUGGCCAGCAUCCCGGAGGAGGCGUCGUAGGAUCAUAUAUAUCGGAGGCCUGACCAUGACACGGCCUAGGCAGUCGUGCGCGAUCACACCGGAGGAGAGGACGAGGAGACUUGGGUUGAGAGGCGAGGCGACGCCGCGCCGUACGGCGGCGUACGCUCCCCCACCCAUGCACGCGCCUGUAGAUCGAUCCUCGCCGCGCCGGUGUACAGUGCAGCUAGCUAGUAGUAGUAGCUUCCCUUUUCCGAAGCUUGGUUCUCCUUUUCUGUUGUGUUCUCGCCCGGACUGUUAAGUUACUCGUCUCCAUCAUCA
Panicum virgatum (switchgrass) is the source of this 920-nucleotide messenger RNA. RefSeq lists its product as uncharacterized. The record is from RefSeq and is a predicted model, not a curated record. The transcript has a single exon. Bases 99 to 641 code for a protein of 180 amino acids. NCBI's taxonomy places the organism in Eukaryota, Viridiplantae, Streptophyta, Magnoliopsida, Poales, Poaceae.